This is a messenger RNA of Dictyostelium discoideum AX4, 1269 nucleotides long. RefSeq lists its product as hypothetical. NCBI's taxonomy places the organism in Eukaryota, Evosea, Eumycetozoa, Dictyosteliales, Dictyosteliaceae. The record is from RefSeq and is a predicted model, not a curated record. The coding region runs from base 1 to 1269 and encodes 422 amino acids. Gene Ontology annotation, biological process: carbohydrate metabolic process. The transcript has a single exon.
AUGAAAUCAAUUUUUAAAAAAAAAAUAAUAAAUUUAUUUAUAAUAUAUAUUUGUAUAAUUAAUUUUAUAAAUGAAAAAAAAAUAAAAGUUCAAAGUUCCAAUGUGGUUGAUACAGAUAUAAAUUCUUCAUCAAAUUUAAUUUUAAACUAUAAUAUCAAUAUAAAUAAUAAUAAUAAUAAUAAUAAUAAUUUAAAUAAAUUAUUUAAAAAUAAUAAUAAAAAUAAAAAAUUAAUAAUUGGUUAUAGUUUAAGUGAUGAUUUAAAUUAUUAUAAUAAUAGUAAUUAUAAUGGAUUUAAUGAUUUUAAUAAUAAAGAUAAAUAUGCUGGAUCAAUUAUAUGGGAAUCAAUUGAUAUAUUAUUAAUUCCAAGAGAUUUAAAAAAUUUAAAAGAAAUUAUAAAAAUAGCUCAUUCAAAUCAAGUUUUGGUUUCAUUAAUGGUAUCCUAUAAUGAAAUUCAAGGUUAUAAAUCAAUAGAGGUUAUGGAAACUUCAAUAGAUGUAAUAAUUAAUCAAAUUAAAGAAGUUGAAGCUGAUGGUGCAUCAUUAUAUUUUAAAUUUCCAGUUGAUAUAAAUUAUAAAUUAAAAAUUUUUAAAUUUAGCCAAGCAUUAAAAAGAAAUAUUGUAUCGUCACAUUUCUCAGUUUCAUUACCAUUAAAAAUUGGAAACUAUGAUGUUAAAUCAAUUUCAACAAAUUGUGAUUUCAUUAUGGUGAAUGCCUAUGACCUAGACUCAUCAUUCGAUUUGGCAAGACCAAAUUCAGAUGGAGUUGUCGUUAGAAAUGAAAUCUAUAAAUAUUGGAUAACUCAAAAAUUAAUUGAUCCUAAUAAAUUGAUAUUAUCAAUACCAUGGUAUGGUUAUCAAUUUAAAUGUAAUAAUAAUAAUAAUAAUAAUAAUAAUGAACCUUACAAUAUAUUUUUAAGUUCAUGUAAAAUUGAUUUAAAUUCAAAAAGAAAAGUUUAUUAUAAAGAUAUAAUUCAAUAUAAGAAUGGUUUGGGUAGUGGUUAUAAAACUUCAAUGGAACUUUGGAAUAUAAAUUCUAGAACUCCCUAUUUAAAUUAUCAAUUAGAUCAAAAUGGUGAUAUUUAUCAAAUUCAAUAUGAUAAUGCAAAGUCAACUUAUUAUAAAUUGGCUGAAACUGGUUUGUUAGGUUGUGCCAUUUGGAGAAUCGAUUCAAUUUAUGGAAUUCCAAAUGUUGAAGUUAGAAAUUUAUAUAAUUCAAUUGAUAGAUCAUUAUUUGGUAAUACUUUUAAUAAAGAUUAUCAAUUAUAUUGA